AUGUCGUCCGACGAAGACUUCCAGGACUUCCCCCAGCCAGUCGAGACGGACCUCUAUGGCAUCCUGGGCGUCAGCGAAAAUGCAACCCCCGAUCAGAUCAAGUCUGCCUAUCGAAAACAAGCGCUAAGGAACCACCCAGACAAGGUAUCCGCCGAUUCCAAGGACGAAGCCAACGAGAAAUUCCAGCAGAUCGCCUUCGCCUACGCGAUUCUCUCCGAUGAAAAACGCCGCAAACGAUUCGAUCUGACCGGCAGUACGUCCGAGGCCGUCGAGGAAGAUGGCGACUUCAACUGGAUGGAUUUCUACCGCGAACAAUUCUCCAGUGCGAUCGACGAGAAUGCACUGGAUCAGUUCAAGAAGGACUAUCAGGGCUCUGAAGAGGAGGAACGGGACGUGCUAGCGGCGUUCGACAAGUACCGCGGCGAUCUGGACAAGGUCUACGAGUCGGUGAUGCUGUGCAAUGUGAUCGACGACGAUGAGCGAUUCCGCGCCCUUAUCGACAAGGCCAUCGACGAGGGCAAGGCCGAGCGACACAAGAAAUACACCGAGGAGCCUGAGAAGAAGAAACAGCAACGAUUAAAGCGGGCGCAAAAAGAAGCCAAGGAGGCAGAGAAGCUAGCCCAGGAGCUAGAAGAGAAGAAGGAUAGCAAGAAGAAAGGCGGACAGAAGAAGAAGAAGAAGGAUGCGCCGGCGAAUGACAACGAUCUGCUAUCGAUCAUCAAGCAGCGACAAGCAUCGCGGGCGGACUCGUUCUUUGACCGGUUAGAGGAGAAAUAUGCCGGGGGCAAGAAGCGAGCAGGCAAGUUCGAAGAGCCGCCUGAGGCAGCUUUCGAAGCGACGGCCGCUCGACAGACCUCGAAAAAGAAGAAGACCAAAGCUUGA
Molecule: messenger RNA, 882 nt
Organism: Aspergillus steynii IBT 23096
Lineage: Eukaryota; Fungi; Ascomycota; Eurotiomycetes; Eurotiales; Aspergillaceae
Product: DnaJ domain protein
Exons: 2
Coding region: 1-882 (293 amino acids)
Cellular component (GO): cytoplasm; nucleus
Molecular function (GO): heat shock protein binding
Source: RefSeq, a predicted model, not a curated record